GGUGACUGGGCUCUUAAGCACAUCGUCCUGCGACCGGCCUCUUAGAUGUCUCUGUACUACGAUGCAGCAGCGGUGCUAACGGCAACUGCCCAAGACGGCUCGCUGAAGUCUCGCAUCUACGGGAACAAACUGGGGUUGAAAUCCAAGCCGGCACACAUCUAUGCGCUCAUUUCAGAGACUGCAAAAUACGACCAGUUCAUCAAAGAAGUCGUCGACAAUGCGGGCCUCCUGGGUCAAGAACAAAAGUUGACACCAAUCCUUUCCUUGCUUCUUGUCCACGACCAUUUCUUCUCGAAGAGUGGCGUCGCAGCGCCCUCUGCACAUCCCCUUCGACAAGCUAUCGAAAGAAAUAAAGCGAGGUUGCAAGCGGAAUUCACAAAAGCUAGGCUGCGGAGAAGAUGUGCUACGUUAGACAAUCUGCGAAGGAGUCUUUUGGCGGAGAGUCCGCGGGCAUAUCGCUCUCAGCCAAGAUGGAUUCGCAUCAAUACAUUGAAGACUAGCCUCGAGCAGGAGCUUGCUACGACCUUCAAGGGAUACCAGUCCGCUGCGACCAUCACGGAAGUGACCAAUUCCUUUGCUACAGACAAGGUUCUGGCCAUCGAUCAGCACGUUCCAGAUCUAGUCGCACUGCCUCCGGAGGCAGACGUGACGAAAACACAAGCCUACAGAGACGGAAAACUCAUUCUGCAAGACAAGGCUUCAUGCUUCCCGGCAUGCAUGCUUGUCGGAGAAAGGGGUGGCAAUUCUGACAUUCGAGACUGCUUAGAUGCUUGUGCUGCACCCGGAAACAAGACUUCCCAUCUCGCGGCGCUGCUUGCCAAAAAUGGGAAGACGGAAACCAAGGUGUUUGCUUGUGAGCGGGAUCCUAAUCGGUCGAAGACAUUAUUGUCCAUGAUGCAGAAGAGCGGCUCAGAUGCUGUGAUAGUUCAACCAAGUUGUGACUUUUUGAGUCUCAAUUCUCAUGACGCCAAGUACGAGAACGUCACACAUCUUCUCCUUGAUCCGAGCUGCUCCGGCAGUGGAAUCGUUGGGCGCGAAGACGUUCCUUCCUUAGCGCUACCUGUUGACCCAAGAUCUGAGAAGGCACAUCCGACACCCUCUCCAAAGGCCUCGAAGAAGAGGAAAAGAGAUCAUCAUCACGAAGAGGCUGUGAAUAUUGCAAAUGAGGUCGAAGAAACGAGAGACGCUGUAUCAGAUAGCGCUAGACUACUGAAACUGUCGAACCUGCAAACCAAGAUUGUCGAGCACGCUCUUUCCUUCCCGGCUGCCGUCCGGGUAACUUAUUCGACAUGUUCAAUCCAUGUGGAGGAGAACGAAGCCGUCGUGUUCCGAGUGCUACAGUCUCGGACUGCAAAGGAAAGAAGCUGGCGGCUGUUGCGGAGGGAAGAACAAGUUCGAGGGAUGCGUCAAUGGGGGCAGCGCGGUUUGGCUGUGUCUGAGGAGUCAGCGAGCUGUCGUUCAGCUUUAGGCGAAGAGGAACGUGAAGCAUGCAUUCGGUGCCAUCCAGGAGACGAUGAGGGGACCAUGGGCUUCUUCGUCUGCUGUUUUGUCCGUUCGCCGGUGGGAACGAAGAAGAGUACUACUGGUGAAGCUAUCGACACUCGGCGGGAAGAGGAGAGUUGGGAAGGCUUUAGCGACUAAGGGUCCGAUCACACUACCGAGUACAAAUAGACAUGUACAUGGUUUGGACAAGGACCCAAAGGAACCCAAGAGUGCCCCUGAGCAUGGUUGAGGAGCUGGUCUUGGUGGUCUGUGGUAGGCAUCCUUGUCGGGGUAGGCGUCUUUGAUAGUCGACUACCGUGAAUGCCAAGCUCCGUCUUAACCCAAAAAAGCACUGGCUCGAUCGACAUCGCGAGGUCUGGAAUCCAACAGCAGAACCUCCUUCGAUCUCAC
Cladophialophora immunda is the source of this 1893-nucleotide messenger RNA. RefSeq lists its product as uncharacterized. The transcript has 2 exons. Lineage: Eukaryota; Fungi; Ascomycota; Eurotiomycetes; Chaetothyriales; Herpotrichiellaceae. Bases 46 to 1641 code for a protein of 531 amino acids. The record is from RefSeq and is a predicted model, not a curated record. Gene Ontology annotation, cellular component: nucleolus. Gene Ontology annotation, molecular function: methyltransferase activity. Gene Ontology annotation, biological process: rRNA base methylation.